UCACCGAUUAAAACCCAGUUCACGAACAACGUGGGUCGACUGCAUACCAGUAUCACCACCCUAGUUCGAAGGAUAUUCAUUACAACAUCGCGUGUGUUAUAAUGAGUAAUCCUUAUAUCCGGAACAAAAUUAUAUUAUACAUCCGGCGCUAGAUUUUUGCAGUACCCUGUCGACAGUCAGAAUAACAACUGUUUAUAUAGCGCCGAUAUUUUUUUAAUAAAAUGUCUCCUGACGAUGACGCUGCACCAAUCAUUCACGCGGAUGAGAUUGAUGCCAACGGAUCGGCUUUUGAUCGUGACCCUUUGAUCCCUCCAGGUGAUGGCGUCACUGGAGAGGUUCUUGGUGAUGCCACGGAAGAUCAUCCGGUAGAAAAGGAGCAUGGUUUGACAGUUGGUCGAACCGCUUUCUUUCUUGUUGGAGAGGUAGCAGGGGUGGGAAUCCUCGCAAUGCCCAAAGCUCUCCAUGACACCGGUGGAUGGUCGGGAUUACUUGUUGUGAUAUUCUGCGGACUCUGUAGCGGGUAUACCGGAACGGUUCUUGGUCGCUGCUGGACGAUGCUACAAGAUCAUUAUCCUGAGUACAGAGGCGGCUGCCGUUACCCGUACCAAGCUAUUGGAAUUCAUGCUGGCGGUCGAGCGGGAAGGAUUGCCGUGUCUAUUUGUAUGAACAUAACGCUGUUCGGAGCAGGAACUGUUUUCUUGCUUUUGGCGGCGGAAAAUAUGAAGACACUAUUUUGCAACCUUGGAGGAAUUGCUAUAAGCCAGUGUUACUGGAUACUUAUUGUCGCGGCGGUAUUGUGUCCCAUUUUAUGGCUUGGAACUCCGAAAGAUUUUUGGCCAUUGGCUAUGGGAGCUGCACUUGCAACGGCCAUUGCUGUAGUUUUAAUAAUUAUUCAAGCGGGGUUGGAUUUUACACCGGGAGUUAAAUACGGCACAUCUUCUUUUUCGGUUUUCUUUUUGGCUUUUGGUACUAUGGCAUUCGCCUUCGGAGGACAUCCAACGUUCCCUACAAUUCAAGAUGACAUGAAGGAUGGAAAGAAAUUCGGACGAGCGGCUUUUUUUGCAUACGCAAUGAUACUAAUCUUAUAUCUUCCGAUGAUUACUGUCGGAUUUGCUGUUUAUGGCGAGGGUCUGAAGUCCAACAUUUUAAAAAGUAUAACUCCGGGCGGUCUACAAUAUGCAUCUUUAAUUUUGGUGACGAUGCAUUUGCUAUUUGCAUCUAAUAUCGUUUGGAAUGCAGUAUUUCAAGAAACCGAAGAAAUUUUAAAAGUACCCAAAACAUUCGGGUGGAAACGAGCCGCAACCCGCACAGUUUUGCUGCUUAUAUCAGUAUUCAUUGCCGAAACUAUCCCAACAUUCGGUGUUUUACUGGAUUUGCUGGGCGCCUCCACCAUUGGCAUGCUUUCGUUUGUCUUCCCUGGGUUAUUCUACAUUAUUCUCAACCGCAAAUUCAAAGCCGAAGCAGAAAUACUGGGCCCCGCCAGCAAUUAUCCCGCUUCGUCCUUCGAUAUUCCAUUAUGGGAGAAAACACUAAUCAUUGAGAUUAUGCUAGUCGGACUGUUUGCCGCUGGCACAGGCACAUAUGCCGGGAUUACGGAGAUGAUUCAACCGGAUUCCUUUUCGCGACCGUGUUUCCUCCCGGGUGCAGCUAACAAUACCUGCGCUAAUUAAAGAGAUCUUUGAUCUUCUUAAGCAUGCCAAUGCCUGUGAUAAUUCAAUCUGAUUUUUUUAUGCCUUUGAGAUUUACCCGUAUAAAAAACUGAUUCUGUCAACACAGCCAAGACAUUCUGUCAUUAAACCAAAGCUUGAACAAGAAAAAUCAAUAAUAAAGUACGGAUCGCGUCGA
Molecule: messenger RNA, 1845 nt
Organism: Paramacrobiotus metropolitanus
Lineage: Eukaryota; Metazoa; Tardigrada; Eutardigrada; Parachela; Macrobiotidae
Exons: 14
Coding region: 222-1670 (482 amino acids)
Biological process (GO): viral protein processing; L-alanine transport; amino acid transmembrane transport
Cellular component (GO): vacuolar membrane
Molecular function (GO): peptidase activity; L-alanine transmembrane transporter activity; L-proline transmembrane transporter activity
Source: RefSeq, a predicted model, not a curated record